Poecile atricapillus (Black-capped chickadee) is the source of this 1386-nucleotide messenger RNA. RefSeq names its product N-methylpurine DNA glycosylase (gene MPG). The record is from RefSeq and is a predicted model, not a curated record. The transcript is spliced from 7 exons. Gene Ontology annotation, biological process: base-excision repair. Gene Ontology annotation, molecular function: DNA binding; alkylbase DNA N-glycosylase activity. Bases 446 to 1264 code for a protein of 272 amino acids. NCBI's taxonomy places the organism in Eukaryota, Metazoa, Chordata, Aves, Passeriformes, Paridae.
GCGCGCCCCGCCCGCGGCGGGAACGGGCCCGGCAGAAGCAUGAGUUAAGUUUCAUCCCAAAAAAAGCUCAAGGUGCCCGGUAGGGAGUCUGGAUGAUUUGAAUUGCAAGGAAAUAAGAUCCCCAGCACUUAGUAAGGUCUCCCUUUGACUACUGUUACUGAGGCCCAGGGAAGACUGCCUGGAUCAGAAGGUUCCAGUCCAGAGACGUGGAGGAUGUGUGGAGGAGCACUGGAUGUUUAUUCUGUUCUUCCCCAGGCUCCUGCUCUUGACCUGGGCUGGAGAGCCGGAUACAGGGAGAGCAGGUAUAAGGACUGCAGCACUGAGGACAUAACACCAGCUUUCUGGAGCUCACAUAAGAGGGUGGUGACAAACCAGAAGAACAUGUGAUGUAGCUGCCUUGGGUCCAUGCUGUGGGCUGGAGCAGUGGGUUGAAUCUUCCUGAGCUAUGCCAAGAAAAAGAAAGCUGUUGGCUCAAUUAAGUGCUCUUCAAAACAACACCAGCUUCCCUCAGAUCGAUGCCGUGGAGCAGCUGAACACUACACCUGGAACAGAUCCUUCUCCAAAAAGCAGUAAAUAUUUUGUGAUAGAGAAAAAAACUUCUCAGCUACAAGAAGAUUUUUUCAACCAGCCCUGUGUUAGUCUGGCCAAGUCGUUUCUGGGACAGAUUUUAGUUCGCAAACUUCCUGAUGGCAGAGAGCUCUGGGGCAGGAUUGUUGAAACAGAAGCUUAUCUGGGUGGGGAAGAUGAAGCUUCCCACUCAAAAGGUGGGAAGCAAACACAACGGAACGCAGCAAUGUUCAUGAAACCAGGAACUCUGUACGUGUAUCAGAUCUACGGGAUUUAUUUCUGCAUGAAUGUUUCCAGCCAAGGAGAAGGGGCUGCAGUGCUGCUGCGUUCCUUGGAACCUCUGCAGGGCUUGGAUGCCAUGAGGGAGCUGCGCAGGGCCUCCAGGAAAGCACCCACCAGGCUGCUCAAGGACUGGCAGCUCUGCAAUGGGCCCUCCAAGCUCUGCCAGGCCUUUGGCAUCGACAAGACUUUUGACCAAAGGGACCUGACUCAGGAUGCUGCCAUCUGGAUGGUGCCUGGACAGGACCCACCGGGGGAGCAGGACGUGGUGGCCACCACCAGGAUUGGCAUUGGCAACAGGGGAGAGUGGGCACAGAAACCACUCAGGUUUUAUUUACGAGGAAACAGAUUUGUGAGUGUUGUAGACAAGAAAAUUGAGAGAGAGAUGGCAGCAAGGGGACACUCCCCUGGCAGCUGACUAGUCUUGAAUGUGUCCCAGGGACCAGGACUUGAGCUAUGCUCUGUACAGUGGCCUCAGGCUGCAUCAUGGCAGAUAGAGGGGCUUGGGGGGUUUUUAACAAUAAAUGUAUUUUGUCACAA